CACGGAUUCACGAGGUGUUGACAUGACAGACCAAGGUGUCAAGAUAACGAUAACUCAUUUACCACGUUAAUGUUGAGCUCACAUGAUCUUUAGGCAGUGAAAUCUAUUUGAUAGUUGUUGCCGGUUUACCCAAAGCAUUGCACUUUAAAGCCGUAGCAACUAGCAGCCGAAAAUUCCCUUUCAACAUGGAUAAACUCAACUGCAUUUUUCAAAUUUUAGCCUUUGGGAUUUUCUUGAAUGCCGGAGCUAUUUCAGCUAAUCCUUUUUUAAACCGCAUGUAUCAUAAAAGGCUAGAAAAGGUUUUACCCAACAAUCAAGAAGCCUUCGAUGUUGGUAAUUCAUCCCUUGGGCAACGUGCUAUCUGCCCAGAGGAUUAUUCACCUUGUACAUGCGCCUUAACCAUCAGUGGAUUGGAAAUCACCUGUGCCGACGUCUCUAUCGAAGACAUCCAGGACGUGUUCUUCCGUACACAAACUCUUCGACUGUAUUUGGUUCUGUUGACGGCUACAGUCUCACCUUCGGGUACGAUUGCAUUACCCCCUGAUUUACUUCAAAACAAACAUGCAGACAACAUUUUCCUCAUUUGUCCGUCGGGUGCAUCGCCAAACGUUGGUCUCACCAUAGAUCCAUUUGCUUUUGAAUUCACCCGGUUCGAAACGACCAUAAUGGGCAUUCUGAAUUGCGAUCUAUCGGCACAAGCAGACAUGCGAUUCUUGAACGAUUUCACUGCUUUGUAUACGCUUCGCAUUGAGAACACGUUGAACGUGGAAGUCAUUGAAACUCUUCCGACAAGUACGUUGCCGGCUCUGAAGAAACUCAUCAUUACUGGAUGCACGGGAUUAGAAAAUGCCGCUUUUCCUGAUUUGACACCUGCAAGAUUAGAACGACUGUACCUGAAUGGCAACGGCUUAAACGACGAAGCCAUCAACAGCAUUUUGAUCUCUGUCGGUAGUUCGUCUUCAUCGAGCUCUUUGCAAGAGCUCGUUUUAGCCGACGAUGGAAUGGCAAAAGUUCCAAGGAUUGGAUCGUUUUCCCAACUUAGUGUGUACGACGUCAGCUAUAACAACAUCCCGUACAUGAGUCAAUUAACUUUGAUGUUCAGUGCGCCCGUACGAUUAGUCAGUCUUAAAAGUAUUUCCCUUUCUGCUAUCGAAGGAGAGGCUUUCCAAGGUGAUUUCUCGGUGGCUCAAUUCAACUUGGAGUACAAUCAAUUAAAAGAAUUUAGAGAAGAUGUUUUCAAAUCAAUGCUGCAACAAAUGGCGGCAUUGCCGGAUGGUGAAGGCGGUCAAGUCCUCGUCACUGGAAACCCGUUUGCGUGCGGUUGCGGUUUGGCCUGGCUGAUCCGAGACCAUCAAGAGCUCAUCCCUAGUGUGAAAAACGGCGUUUGCGAUGGGUUUUUCAGGUUCGAAGACUUGAAUCCGAAUUCGUUCACCAAUUGCAUCUAAGGAAAAUUGAACCCGGUGUGAUCCCGGAGGUGCCCGUAGACAUGCCCAAGUUAGUUUUUAAACUAAUUCUUUUUCGUAAGAUAUAAUGAUACAGAACUAACGUGUAUUAAAUAAAAAUGCUCGGACAUUA
Messenger RNA from Daphnia carinata, 1575 nucleotides. RefSeq lists its product as uncharacterized. The coding region runs from base 186 to 1445 and encodes 419 amino acids. Lineage: Eukaryota; Metazoa; Arthropoda; Branchiopoda; Diplostraca; Daphniidae. The record is from RefSeq and is a predicted model, not a curated record. The transcript is spliced from 4 exons. Gene Ontology annotation, cellular component: membrane.